Molecule: messenger RNA, 2949 nt
Organism: Exophiala spinifera
Lineage: Eukaryota; Fungi; Ascomycota; Eurotiomycetes; Chaetothyriales; Herpotrichiellaceae
Exons: 3
Coding region: 1-2949 (982 amino acids)
Biological process (GO): cytoskeleton organization
Cellular component (GO): cell division site; cytoplasm; plasma membrane
Molecular function (GO): protein binding
Source: RefSeq, a predicted model, not a curated record
AUGCCGCCAGGCACUGCGUCCGAGACAGGCGCCCCUCCUUCAGUGCCGUUGAGCUUUUCAAACAACUUCUGGGGCCGAGAUGACGCUGGAGUUGAUCCUCUACUCACCCGAAUGCAAAAUGCCCGAACGACCUGCGACGAAUUGAAGACGUUCUAUGCCGCUCGCGCCGCGCUCGAGGAAGACUAUGCAAAAAAGCUGCACAAUUUGUCCAGGAAGCCACUGGGGAGUGUUGAACAAGGCACAUUGCGAGCGAGUCUUGAUGUUGCGAGAGGAGAGACUGAGGCUAUGGCGAAACAACACGGGUUGAUCGCUCAGCAAAUGAAGUCCGAGCUGGAAGAACCGCUGGCCGCGUUCGCAGGUGGAAUGAAGGAGCGCCGCAAAAUCAUACAGAACGGGAUUGAGAAGCUCCUGAAGACGAAGCAAGCACAAACCGCUCAUGUCAACAAAGCUCGAGACAAAUAUGAACAAGACUGCUUGAGAAUAAAGGGUUACCUGGCCCAGGGCCAUAUGGUCAUGGGCCAAGAAGAGCGAAAGAACAAGGCAAAACUGGAGAAGACCCAGAUAAACAUGGCAUCGGAUUCCCAAGAAUACGAAGCUGCAGUCAAAGUUCUGGAGGAGACCACUGGCCGGUGGAAUAAGGAAUGGAAAGCGGCCUGCGACAAAUUCCAAGAUCUCGAAGAAGAGCGACUAGACUUUACAAAGUCGUCUCUCUGGGCGUUCGCCAACAUCGCAUCCACAGUGUGCGUGUCUGAUGAUGCUUCAUGCGAGAAGAUUAGGCUGGCGCUGGAGAACUGCGAGGUGGAAAAGGACAUUACUAACUUCAUCAGGAGCUGCGGCACCGGUCAGGAAAUCCCAGAUCCUCCACGAUACAUCAACUUCUGUCGAGGAGAUGUGGACAGCCAGUCUGAAUUGUCGGAAGAUGAGAACUAUUCAGUGGCACAAUUCUCACGCACCACUAACCCGGCAUUCCGAAGCUCGUCCCCAACACAUUCGAAUGUAACAAGAAGCACACCUCAACGUAUGUCGGAAGAGCCAACGAUGCCGGAUGAAGAUGAUUUACGCACCCCUUCGAAUACGAACAGCGGACGGCCACCACCUCUCAACUACAAGCAUACUGGUCCUAACGUCCCUCCCAAUUAUUCACCCAGUCAGCACGGCGAAGUGCCUCAGGUACCGCAUAACCAGUAUCCCACAGAUGGAAUGACCAUGUUCUGCCGAACAGAUGCUGCACCUUCAGUGACUGGAUCUGCUCUGUCUUCCAACACCCGCCCGGAGAGCAGAGAUAGCGAGAGCCAGUACUCUGUGCCCAGCUCCUUCACCAGUGCUGAUCCGAUGUCUGGUGCAAACUCGCCAACUAAAAUGGCCCCAGCAGGUGGUGUAGAGCUUCCCGGGAUGGCCUCACCAGAAAGGUCGAUACAGAAGAAGCGGUCUGGAUUCUUUUCGAAUAGCCCUUUCCGGAGGAAGUCGAGAAAAGACCACGACACUUCGACAACCAGCCCUCAGAGUGGCAAUCCGUGGUCUUCAAACCUAACCAGUAGCGGGAGAAUAAACCUCAAUGCUCCUGGAUCCAGUACACAGUCCAGUCCCACCAAGUCGCCCACUAAGCAAUCAACAAGCUUCUUCAACCGCAACACUGCAGCGACGUCCCUGGAGGGAGAGGAGCCCGUGGAUCCUCGUGCGAAUUUCCAAUUGAACGUCGGGAACAACGUAUUCGAUGUUGCCAGUCCAGAUGGUCAGGACUCCACGCCAAAAGCCAGCUCGGCAAAUCGGCGUAGUCAAUUUCUCCCCCCGCCUUCUUCCAUGGGUGAUGAUGUGAUGAAUGAUCCAAUAGCACAAGCACUGGCAGAUCUUAAACGAACAUCCAACGGUUUCACAGGCAUGGCCAAACAAUCCAGUACUCGUGUGCCUGUCGAUCGGUAUCAUGGGGUGGCCACUCCCGCCCCUGAUCAGGACCCAGCACUUCGACCCGGUGUCAGCAGUGCUGAAAGUCAGGCUCGAUUAGCAGCGCAACGAGGCACGCCACCACCAGCCUAUGAGCCUGGAGGUGCAAGGCAAAGUGUGUUGGGAGUUCCACAACCAGCUCAUACAAAGAAGGAAAUGCUGAACCGGACAGAGACCUGGGGCACUGGCUCGGUAGCUUCAACUCCGAAAGGCAGCCAGCAAACUAGAGACGGAAGAAGAAGUCCUGGGCCCGGUACGAUGCGAGCAGCAAGCCCACAACCGCAAGGUCAAUAUCAACGGUCAAGGAGUCCAGCACCAGGCAUGAACAUGCGAGCCGCUAGUCCUCAACCACAGAAUCAGUACCAGCGAUCCAGGAGUCCGGCACCUGGAAUGCCUCGAGCUGCUAGCCCACAACCCCCACGACAGGAUCCCUACAUGAGAUCGCGUAGUCCCGGCCCAGGAAUGAUGCAGCAGCAACAGCAAGGUGGCCGUCAGUAUCGUUCGGCGUCUCCCAACCCAUAUGGUGGUGGCAGGCCAAGCGGACAAGGCUCCAAUUCGAGACAAGGAAGCGGCAUGGAGAUGCAGCUCAGCUCAUCAGACGUAGCCAGAUACGAUGGAUCUGGGAGCGGACGAGGACGACAAAACAUGAUGAGACCGACAUCCAGUUUUGGAGGCGAUCGGUAUCAACAGGGGUACGAUGGGCGCGAAUCCAGACAACGAGGUGGUGGUGGUGGUAGUAUGGAUGUCGAGUUGAAGAGGGAAAGGAGCAAGAGUCUGGCCAAUAUUCCAUUCCGACCUACUCAGCCUCAGGUUUUGCAUUACGCACGAGCGAUGUACAGUUACACCGCCGCGAUUCCUGAAGAAUUGAGUUUCAGCAAAGGCGAUAUCUUGGGCGUGUUGAGGUUGCAAGACGACGGAUGGUGGGAAGCAGAAGUCCGCGAGAGUGCCAAGGGGACGAGAAGUGGUGGCAUCGGCUUGGUACCGAGCAAUUAUCUCCAGCGAUGUUGA